AUGCAGGCUCACGUAGGCAAUAUGCCUACCGCCAUGGAGGCCGAAGAAAAGAUUGAUCAGCAGCAAAGCCAAAACUCCAAAACUUGCUCGUGCUCUGUUAGCCGCUUGCUUGAUGGCACAAAUGCCGAGCAGCUCAACUUAAUGAAGGCCGAAUUUGCUCGCCAUGGGGGGCGUUUAGACUUACAAGAGCCCUUGCAACAACCUGUUGAGGCCGAGUCAGCGCUUUUUCAAAAAAAUGUAGCAAGUGCCUCCCACUCGUCUGUUGGAUCAGACGUCGUAGACGAAAAACACGACUCAGUUGAUCCUUCUGCCGACGAGUUUGCUGACCAAGCAAUCUUAAGCAGGGCUGCCCUUAUGGCAGAAGCUUUUGAGGCUGUCGACGUGAACGACGAGGGUUUUAUUCGAUGGGAGCACGUGGGGCACUUUUGCACAAUCCAUUCAAUUCAACUGAAUUCUGCUAGCUGCGUGCAGAAGGAAGUCGUUUGUCAAGUUAAUUCCGUAUCAGGUUCCAUAGUGGACAUGUGCUAUGUAGACACAUACGGGAAGAUUGCUCUGGCUGGGUACGACGGUAGUAUUCACAUGAUGACUACAAAUGGACUUAUGCUCACUGAAAAGCUGUCCUACAAGCAUCAGCCACCCAGCUGUCUUGAAUGGAUGUCUGGUCCCAACAAACUUCUCAGCGGAUGCGUGGACGGGACAGUCCAACUUUGGGAUUUGGUGACGUUUUCCGAAAUAUGUAGCAAAAAGGCCCACAACGAUUUUGUGACACAGCUUCUUCAUACUCCUGAUGAAGGAGUAUUCAUAUCUGCAUCGGCAGACACGACACUGAAAAUAUGGGAUGUCCAAAUGCUUGAAUGCAAACAUGUGCUUAAAGGGCACAGCCGAAGCGUCACAAGUAUAGCCCACUCAAAAGAAUACAACUGUUUGAUUAGCGCUGGCCUGGACCAGGAGCGACGUGUUAUGGGGAUCUUAGCUCAAUUUGCGCUCUUCCUCCUUACAAUCAUUGAGGUGACAUCUUUUGCUGGAUCCGCAGCGGGUGUUAUUUCGGUCUGGCGCCUUCAUAACUCCGAACAGCGACACUCAUGGGAAAUAUUCGGCUAUGGGACCUUGGUAAGGUCCAGGAACGGUCUUUGCUGGAAUCCGCUAAGCCCCAGUCUUCUACUAAAACUCAUGAAGGUCUCAGGCCAGCAGUUGAUAGCGAAGAUGACGUUCCGGCGGGGAGUAAUGGCACCUCGGCGGCGAACCUUCCUUACGCAACCUGCAUCUGAGUGGACCGGCCAGACCGAGGAAGAGCAGCACGAGAGCUCUGCGCUUCGCAAGAGGAGGGAUGGGACGAAGGUGGCAAGGCCGAAAAAGCGAUUUUUGGAGGUUACUCUAGUGCGCGAAAGUUCCGGGCACGACGAUGCAGUUUUGGCGCUCGAUCUUUGUGAGGCUGGAGUGUCGGCGAAUGCCACACCUGCAGAAGACGGUUCCACCUCUGAGGCUGAGGGGCACCUUCGGUGGAUCCUCACCGUUGGCGCCGACAGAGUUGUUAAGGCUUGGUCUCUGGACCUUCGGCGGCUCGGACAACUCACUUCCGAUGCAGCCGGCUUUUGGACUCCACUUGGAAACAAGAGCAUGGAACGAAGGAGGAGCUUUCUGCGAGCUGCAGGGCUAAAUUUAACCGCACUCCGUCAGCGGAUGGCUGAGAAGUUCCCCAAAAAACAGGAUGAGUUCGAAAGUGACUCUCCAGAUGUGGACGGGAGCGAGAUAGUCGCCCCAGCACGUUACCCAGGUAAUGACAACGAUGCUUUAAUAUCGACGCUACUCGAAAGCACGAAAGCAGAGAGCUUCUGA
This is a messenger RNA of Eimeria mitis, 1836 nucleotides long. RefSeq lists its product as uncharacterized. The record is from RefSeq and is a predicted model, not a curated record. Gene Ontology annotation, molecular function: protein binding. NCBI's taxonomy places the organism in Eukaryota, Apicomplexa, Conoidasida, Eucoccidiorida, Eimeriidae. The transcript has 15 exons. The coding region runs from base 1 to 1836 and encodes 611 amino acids.